AAGAGUAUCAGUGAUUUUGCUUCAUUUAAGAGUACUUCAGUAAAUAAAGCUAGAACAAAGUUUUUAAAGCUGUCUACUCGCAUACCCGGUAUUGCAUCCAGGUGAAUAUUGCUUUCCUGAACAUAACCCAGAGCCUUUUGCUUUUCAAUUUCAUUUUUUUCGUUCGUGCACAUCUUUACGAAGCUCUAACUGUCUUGAAAGUCGGUAUACAGUGCACAGAAGAAGAUUUCUUCCCCUACUUCUUUUUUUCUAGCUACAGCACGGCAUCAAGAAACAGAGCUCAAAAUAGAGGACGGCGAGCGGCUAGAUGUCCUCCUCGAAGGUAGACAUGACACUGCUCAUCUUGUUCCCGAGCAGAGGCCGCUACUGCUACACGAGGCUGUUUUAUUCCUGGGUCGCUCGUUGCGGCCUGCUGUUCAUGUCGUCGGGGUCGUUCCCUCACGCUCUAGCACUGCAAGUCGUGAAGAUGCAUCAGGAAGUUCUUGUUGCACACGAAAAAGGACGACAUGGACACGAAGAAAAUCUUCAACACGUCGCAGCUCCGGCGAUCUCUACUGCUGAGGGGAACAACGCCAACGGCACCACGACCGCUGCACAGGUAUGCAUUACAUUCGAGUCCGACAUCAAAUUAUGAUAAUAUAUAACUGGCUCAGUAGAUCAUGACAAUGUAUGAAUAAGAAAUACUUGAACAAGUUUGUAAUUGUAGUGCUGAUUUCUUCGCUCCUUUCGGUUUCCACAUAUAGUAGAUUCAGUUCCUCGUGCAUGAUCCUGACAUUCGCAAUGAGCGAUAUACUAGUAUUGCAAAAAUGCCAUAUUAAACAGGAGGAUGUCCUGUCCUCACGCAAGAACGACACGAAAACAAGUGGUGCUAGUGCGUUGGAGUUGCAGCAGGAUCACAACUCUCCCACGUCGACCCCCGGUGGAGGCGCAGGACCUCUCAUCCAGGAAUCUUAUUGGGUGCCACUCGGCAAAGAGCGCGAACAUCAACAUUCCGCCGCUGGCGUUGGCAAGGAGCCCGGCGAGAAUCGCGACGAGGCCAGCAGAAGCUGUGGCGAUGUAGGUUGCAGCGGACAAGAACCCAUCGCGGUCGACGUGGAGUCGAAGCCCGGCUACCUCGGCGCACCCGAUCCCGCCGGGCUGCGCGGGCUGCUUUCGAGCUCGUUUGGAAACACUACGCCACGUCCUCCCGCAGAGUACAACUUGGAAAAGGGCAUUUUUCCGGGCUAUGUGGUUCCUGCCUGGAAGGGCGACCCGGAAACUUCUCUGCAGUGCAAGUCGCAAGAGGUAAAACAGCUGGACAGUUGCAAAUGCUGCGCCACGAUGAAAUUCCGUCUUGCGCCUGGCUACGAUGCAGGCAGAAGUUAUGACAGCACCAGAGAGGAAAAUGAAUGGAAAAAAAACAGCGACACCAUUUUUCUGGUAAAGCCGCAAGCGAAGCGGAAAGGCGCCGGGAAAGCAGAUUUUUCCUACUGGAGAACCGACCUCAACUAUCAAAGUGAAAAAUCUCCCCUCCCCAUAUUGAAACGGAAACUUCUGUUGCUGGAUUUUUGUACAAAAAUCACCCCUGUCUUGCAGUGGGGCACUACAGGCGAAGCCUCAGCCUGCGUAGGGGCGUUUUGUUGUAGGCGCUUAGCAUGAUAGAGGCCAGCCAUGUACGUGAAACAGCAUCACAAAUCGCCUCCAUAAGGCGGGGAAUUCUUUGGAUAAUGCCUUCUUGCAAAAGAGACAGGAUUUGUGGCCACAAAGCAGCAUCGCAAAUUUUUCGGAGCAUACGUUUUCCAUAUGGGGAGGGGGGAUUUUUCCUUGGAAUAUCAAUGGGGGAUUUUUCCGCAACAACCUUGUUUCGCGCUUCGAGUACAAGUGUGAUGCCUACGGUACGGGAGAAGAAGAUUACGGCGAGCCAAAGGACAAUUCUGUUGGCUUUACACAAGAGGAAGACGGGAUCUUCAGAGGCUUGGCUGUGAAACGGGAUCACGACGGAGAUCCGGUUGAGUGGAAUAGCCUUGACUUUGCCUUUCCCCGCAAACCCGGUGACCUGGUAAGAGUUGAAUGGGAUGAGGCCGACGACUUUCUGGAUUUGAAAGUUGGUGUAUCAAAGUGAAAAAAGCCCCCACCCCAUAUCGGAAACGGAAGAUGCGCGAAUUUGUGAUGCUGUAUUUGAGUACACAAAUCGACUUGUAUUGCUAGAAGGCCAAGAGACGAAGGUGCGGCCUAAAUUGCAGGCAAUCUGUCAUGCUGUUUCCCACUUCCAGCUGCCCCCUGCCAUGCUGGAUGUGCAAGGCUUUCCCACGCUAGACAGCACUAGAGUCCGCAUCUUUUGCCUUCUAGCAUCACAAAGCUGAUUUGUGACCACAAGUCUGUUUUCCUUUUUGAUAUGGGGACGAGGGGGGAUUUUUCCUCUCAAUAUGGGGGUGGCGAAGUGCGGCUUUCGUUUUACACAUGCGAGAAGGGAAUUCCGGAUUAUAAUAUAAGUUCUUGGCGGAGCCGAUCGAUCCCCAAUUUCAGGUUAACAACACGCUCGCCUCAAACUCUGCCGUGGUGA
Amoebophrya sp. A120 is the source of this 2542-nucleotide messenger RNA. NCBI's taxonomy places the organism in Eukaryota, Dinophyceae, Syndiniales, Amoebophryaceae. The record is from the annotation of a GenBank genome assembly.